Messenger RNA from Somion occarium, 903 nucleotides. Lineage: Eukaryota; Fungi; Basidiomycota; Agaricomycetes; Polyporales; Cerrenaceae. The record is from the annotation of a GenBank genome assembly.
AUGAUUUCUGCAUUCUGGCAGUUGGUCCUGGCAACCCCUCCAUGUCUCAACAAGAAGCUCGUUCAAAACGAGACUCUUCAAUUUGGAGACACAAUGGUUGAUCUGAGAGACAAGACUCAACCUAUUCAGAUGGAGACAUUGAGUCAAUCUCUGGCACGAACUUUCGACCUCAUUGGCGUCCCUCAACUUCGUUCAAUGCCUACAGAACAUAAUCACCACCGACUACCGAUCUGUCGGCGUCAUUGUUAUAUCAUGAUUCAACUUUCGCCAUUGAAGAACGAAAUGUCUCUAGAAGGAAGUCAGUCUGACAUAGAACCUAAAACGGCAUUUCGUUAUAUCCAUAUUUUACUCAUCUUGAGAUGUGGGACGCAAAAGCGGGACUCCGGGAUUGGGGAAUCCCGUCGACACCACAAUUCACGGCUCGACCUACAUAGUUCGACUUAUCAAGAUACACGACCGUAGCCCCUUGGCAUAUAGUUCCGAUGUCCGUUGGGUUCUCCAUCGAUCUUCUUGAUGACGCUGGCCCCUGGGGUCUCGAAGCCGGCGGAGAGCCCUUUUCAUAUCGUCGUAGCUUUGAAGCGGAAUUUUACAGCGUUCUUUCUGCAAGUAGUAGUCGAUGCAUCCGUGUGAGGUGGAUCAUAGGUGCACAGCAAUCGGUGAAGGCACACUCUUACCUCAAACGGCUUCUGCAACAUUAUUUGCGGGUUUAGCUCGUCUUUCUCGGUGCCUCUUCACCGAAUGCCGACAAGCAUCGAUCUCUCAGGCUCAUUUGCAGGAAGCUGCUUCCUGGCACCCUCGUUCUAUUUUAUGCGCUCAGGCAUAUGAUUUCUUCACCAGUGACGGGACCGUCGCAAUUCCGUUUGCGGUUUUUUUUCCACAGCAGAAUCAAAUUUGGUACUACAG